AUGGCGCAGGUGAUGGAAUAUGCAAUGCAGCUGCGGGAUAAGGUGCAUGGUUUUCGCGAGACGCACCUAUCCACCGUACGUCCGUUCAGCGAGUUUUUAGACUACAACCGCAUCGGCAGGCCACGAGAUACAAACGAAGCUGUCCAGCGUAUCACGUACAAUACGCGGCACUUUUUCGGCAACUAUGCCGUGGUGAUCGUCAUCUUGAGCCUGUACGGCAUCCUCACUGCGCCGCUGCUCAUUGCCGCGGUCGGCAUCCUCGUCGGUGGAUUCGCUGCGAUCAACCGUUUUGCGCCCGAGCCGAUGCAGGUCGGCAGGCAUGUCGUGACCCAAAAAAGCCUGUACACCGCGCUGGGCGUCGUCGGCAUUGUGCUCCUUUGGCUUGCCAACCCCUUUGCGCUCAUCUUCUGGCUCGUGGGAAGCAGUCUGGUCCUUAUUCUGGGGCACGCAGCGUUCAUCGAGCCGCCCGUCUCGAGCGAGUAUGCGGGGGUCGAGACUGUGUAA
Molecule: messenger RNA, 504 nt
Organism: Malassezia vespertilionis
Lineage: Eukaryota; Fungi; Basidiomycota; Malasseziomycetes; Malasseziales; Malasseziaceae
Gene: YIP3
Product: Prenylated Rab acceptor 1
Exons: 7
Coding region: 1-504 (167 amino acids)
Cellular component (GO): Golgi apparatus
Source: RefSeq, a predicted model, not a curated record